Molecule: messenger RNA, 3671 nt
Organism: Prunus avium (sweet cherry)
Lineage: Eukaryota; Viridiplantae; Streptophyta; Magnoliopsida; Rosales; Rosaceae
Source: RefSeq, a predicted model, not a curated record
UCUUCAAAACUAGCCUCAGGACUUGGAUUGCUACUACCUGGUGUGCUUGCUGCUUGGUGUUGAUUAUGGAUCAAUCUGACUCGGAGUCCAUGGUGUUGGAAGGAACUAGUCUGUUUUCGGUGCUCAUCUCAUGGAGAAGUCUAAGUCGUUUCCUCUUGUCAAUGACGUUGUUGCUGGUGCUGCUGCGGUACACUUCUGUAGGUGCAGCAGCACAAACCAACAUCACCACGGACCAGUCUGCUCUUCUUGCUCUGAAAUCCCAUAUCAGUAGUGACCCAGACAACAUCUUGGUCAACUGGUCAACCAUCACCCCAGUUUGUAAUUGGGUUGGCGUUACUUGUGGUGCUCGCCACUUGAGAGUUUCAGUCCUAAACCUCUCUUAUAUGGGACUCACCGGCAUCAUUCCACCGCACCUCGGCAACCUCUCAUUUCUUAUUGAGCUGCUUUUCAAAAACAACAGUUUCCAUGGCACCUUGCCCCAUGAAUUGUCUCAUUUACAUCGCCUCAAGUUGAUUAGCUUCGCAUUCAACAAUUUUAUGGGAUCCAUUCCAUUGUGGUUUGGGUCCUUCCCUAAACUUCAAAGCUUCAGUUUGUGGGGCAAUCAAUUUUCAGGUUCUAUACCCACGACCAUCUUCAACUUAUCUACAUUGCAAGAGAUUGAUCUAGAGUACAACCAACUAUCAGGAGGGAUACCAAGGAAAAUUGGGAACUUAACAAUGCUGAAGCGGAUAUACCUGAGCCACAACAAAUUCACCGAAAUUCCAAACGAGAUCGGCUUUUUAGAUCAGGUGGAGCAUUUGUUCGUUCAAGUGAAUGCCCUAAAAGGGCAUGUUCCUGCCAGUCUCUUCAACAUGUCCUCUUUGACUAUUUUGACUCUAUAUGGAAACAGUUUGAGUGGUGGUCUUCCAGAUAAUAUAUGCCAGCAUCUUCCUAGUCUUCAGAAAGCUAAUUUUGGCCGCAACCAGUUUGAUGGUCCACUUCCAUCCAAAUUGUGGCAUUGCAAACAUCUUCUUGCAUUAAGAAUGUCUGUAAACAAUUUCAGUGGAAGCAUACCCAAAUAUAUUGGCAACUUAACCCAAGUAACAACGAUUUAUCUUGACAACAACAAUUUGACAGGCACUAUACCAAACGAGAUCGGUGAUCUUCAAAAUUUAGAGGCUUUAUCAAUCCAAUUCAACAAUCUACAUGGCCUCAUCCCAGCCUCAAUCUUCAAUAUCUCCACAAUAACAGACCUCGGACUUGGUUUUAAUAUGCUAUCAGGUAGCCUCCCAGCAAACAUAGGCCUUGGGGCUCCAAACCUACAAGGCCUUUAUCUAUCAGGAUCUGACCUCAGCGGAGUAAUCCCCAACCUCUCCAAUGCUUCUAUGCUCAUGAAGCUAGAGUUGAACUACAACUCAUUUACAGGGUUUAUUCCAAGCACGCUCUGUGCCUUGACAAACCUUCAGGGGCUUAGGUUAUCAAGGAAUAAUUUGGCGAUUGAUACUUCGACUCUCUCUUGUUUGGCUAAUCUUGCAAAUUUGAGAACACUGGGGUUGGGAUAUAAUCCUUUAAAUGUCAGACUUGAUGAUUCCUUUCGGAAUUGCUCUACAUUGUCGCGGCUUCAAUAUAUUAAAUUAUCCAAUUGCAACAUGAGGGGUAACAUUCCCAUUGGUAUUAGCAACAUUAGCGGCUUGGUAAUUUUAUCCCUGGAUGGCAAUCAAUUGAGUGGAUCAAUUCCAACUUCACUGGGAAGACUAGGGAAUCUCCAAGGUUUGUACUUGAGUUACAACAAAUUGCAAGGGUACAUCCCAUAUGAACUUUGUCAACUAGAUAACCUAGUUGAAUUGGUUUUGCUUGGUAAUAAGCUCUCUGGUUCUAUACCUUCCUGUUUGGGUAAUCUAGCCGCAUCUCUAAGAACUCUAUCACUGGAGUCCAAUUCGUUGAGUUCCACAAUACCAUCAACUUUUUGGAAUCUUGUUCAUAUCUUGCAUGUCAACUUGUCAUCCAAUUCUCUAAUUGGAUCUCUCUCACAAGAUAUUGGAAACUUGAAAGUUGUGAUAGAUGUAGAUUUAUCAAAUAACCAUUUAUCUGGUGUUAUACCAAGCACCAUUGGCGGUCUUCAGGAUCUGGUUAUUCUUUCCUUGGCAAGUAAUAAUUUGGAAGGACCUAUUCCAAGUUCAUUUCACGACUUGCUAAGCCUGAAACUCUUGGAUUUAUCCAGAAACAAUCUGUCUGGAGUGAUUUCCCAGUCUUUAGAAGCUCUGUCACUUCUCAAGUAUCUGGAUUUGUCUUUCAACAGGCUCCAAGGACAAAUUCCAACUGGUGGCCCGUUUCAAAACUUCUCUGCUCAAUCAUUUGUCUCAAACAGUGCACUAUGUGGUGCACCCCGACUUCAUGUUCCACCAUGCAAAAAGGGUACACUCGAACCAAAUUGGAGGAAAGCUAAAUAUAUCGUCCCAGGGAUCAUAUCAGUAGUUCUCCUAGUGGCCUCCGUAUCUAUCUUUCUACUACGCAGGAAAAGGAAUGUGGAAGUUACAAUAGAGGCUAGCUCAUUGCUUCAACCUCUUUGGAGAAGAGUUUCACGCCUAGAACUUCUAAGGGUAACGAAUGGAUUUCACGAAAGCAACUUACUUGGAAGUGGAAGUUUUGGAUCAGUAUAUAAAGGGACACUUUCAUAUGGAAUAGAUGUUGCAAUAAAGGUUUUCAGUUUACAGCUAGAAGGGGCAUUCAAAAGUUUUGAUAGGGAAUGUGAAAUCCUAAGCAAUAUUCGUCAUCGAAACCUUGUCAAAAUCAUCAGUUGUUGCAGUGAAAUUGAUUUCAAAGCCCUGGUAUUGCAAUACAUGCCAAAUGGGAGCCUCGAGAACUGGUUGUACUAUCGAGGAUAUUCUUUGCAUAUCUUACAGAGGAUGAACAUAAUGAUAGAUGUUGCUUCGGGAUUGGAAUACCUACACCAAGGUUAUUCAAUACCUAUAGUCCAUUGUGAUUUGAAGCCGAGCAAUAUACUACUAGAUGAUGAAAUGGUUGCACAUGUUGCUGAUUUUGGAAUUGCAAAACUCUUGGAUGGAGGAGAUUCUAUGACCCAAACCAUGACCCUAGCCACAGUUGGGUAUAUGGCUCCAGAGUAUGGAAUGGAAGGAAUAGUUUCAAGAAGUGGGGAUGUGUACAGUUUUGGAAUUCUAGUGAUGGAAACAUUCACAAGAAGGAAGCCAACAGAUGAAAUGUUUGGUGAGGAAAUGAAUAUAAAGCAAUGGGUUGCAAACUCACUAGUAUUACCAGAUGCAAAGAUAGAUGAAGUUGUGGAUGCCAAUUUGCUUGGGAUUGGGACAGAGCAGGAAGAUGAUGAUCAUGUGAGAAAGAGGGAUUGCUUAUCAUCCAUUAUGCAAUUAGCUCUUGCUUGCUGUGCAGAAUCACCAGAAGAGAGGAUGAAUAUGAAAGAAGCUGUAGCCACACUCAAUAAAAUCAAGAUGAAGUUUUCCAGGGACGCCGCAAGAGGUGUGGUGUUAAACCGUCCUCUUGCUCAUCGCUUCAAUUAAUGGAUCCUAUGACAAUGACAUAUAUUUCUUUCAUGCACUUUGGUUGGAUUCGAUUCAAUUUGAGUCUUAAUUCAUGUGGUUGUGUAAUUGUAUUUGAAUUUUAAAUACAAUAAUAUAUAGAUGGAACAAGUCAUCAUAAAGAAAUUCAAAGCUUCUUAC